Messenger RNA from Vicia villosa (hairy vetch), 1084 nucleotides. RefSeq names its product CRIB domain-containing protein RIC10-like. Lineage: Eukaryota; Viridiplantae; Streptophyta; Magnoliopsida; Fabales; Fabaceae. The coding region runs from base 318 to 821 and encodes 167 amino acids. The transcript is spliced from 5 exons. The record is from RefSeq and is a predicted model, not a curated record.
UUUGAUUCCUCCCAAUAUACAAAAUUAGGAAAUUAAUUAAACAAAGGUUUUUGCAUGUGUGAUCAAUAUCAUUCCCUCACAAAAAAAGUUUCAUUUCAUAUAUUGAUGAUAACAAAUGGUUCCAAAAACAAUGGCUUCUAGAUUUGAAGGAAAAACCAUCUUCCUCAUUUCUAUGUCCUUAUAGCUUCUUCAACAUCUUAAUCCUCUUCAAGGCAACAAAAGCAUUAAAUUCUACCUCAAAAUCCAGUAUUUGCUUCCACAUUUUUUUCAUCCUUUGAAUUUAGAAGCCAUUUUGAGGUUGUGUUUUUGUUUCCAUCAUGACAAUUAAAGGGAUCUACAACAAAGGUUGCAAGUACAUUAACCAUAUUUUUGUUGUGAAGGAGAGGGAGAUUGAAAUUGGAUGUCCAACAGAUGUUAAGCAUGUGGCACACAUUGGAUGGGAUGGUCCCAAUGGAAGUGGACCCAGUUGGAUGAAUGAAUUUAAAUCAGCACCUGAUUUUUCAACAUCAAUUGGUAGCUUGAAUGAAAGAAAAGAUCCUAAUCUAAAGGCUGUCUCCACAUCAAAUUCCAAUCAAGAUGUUGAAGAUCCAAAAAGAAACCAACCAACACCAAUCAUGUACCAAGGCAACAUUCCAUCUGAUGAUAGUGUUACUCAUCAUGUUCCUAAGAGACCAAAAAGAAAAAAGACAAGACCAACUUCUUCUCCUAAAUCAAGACAAACAAGAGCAUCAAGGCCAAAGGGUGUGUAUAGUGAAAGAGAUUGUGAGAGAGAAGAAACACCAAUUGCUCAAACAUUAGAAGACUCAAAUUGGCAAUGUUAAUAGCAAGAACCAUAUGCAUGCCCUUAAUAUAGGGUUUCAAAGAAGUUUAAUGGACCAAGCUAUUAAGAUUCCAUAGUUGAGUUGGAGAAUGUCAAAUUAGUUGGUGACAAAAGUGGGAGGAAAGUGUGGUUACUUUAGGGUGUUUGGUUUUAUGUGAAAUAUAUUUUGACCUUAAAUAUAUAAGUUGUAUUGUAAAUUUUUUAGAUUAAAUGAAGAUAUGGAGGGAAAAAUAUAGUAAAAGUUCCUCAUUUGUACAAGAUCAA